Ogataea philodendri is the source of this 687-nucleotide messenger RNA. RefSeq lists its product as uncharacterized. NCBI's taxonomy places the organism in Eukaryota, Fungi, Ascomycota, Pichiomycetes, Pichiales, Pichiaceae. The record is from RefSeq and is a predicted model, not a curated record. The transcript has a single exon. Bases 1 to 687 code for a protein of 228 amino acids.
AUGGAAACGGAGGACGAUUCUUCAACAACAACUUCUUCUUCGACUUGGACUUGUUCUUCAACGUCAGACAUAUUAGUAACUUCUUCCUCAGAUAGAUCUGGUCAGUUAGUGGUAAGAAAAUAUUUUGUGAAAAAUUUACCCAACCAACCAGGGUUCGCACGAAGGUGUGAAAAUCACGUGACACUUUUUGGGGUUGGCAGCAGCAGACAGUUAGAUAAAGAGCGGGAUCUCGAUGGCACCGCCCACGGUCUGCAGUCGGUCUGCCUUAUCGGACUUGUUAUUCUUGCGGGGUUCGAGCUUGCGUUUUUUCGACCGCGACGGCUUGGUCGGGCCGGUCUGUUUCGGUUCCUGUGCGGGUGCAGGGCCGAGUCCCAGGACAGACUGGGCCAGCUCGUCGGUGAUCUGGAGCUCAUUUGGCUCGCCAGCCGAGCUCGGCACAGACAACUGUGUGUUGACGGACUGAAAGUAGUCGUCGAUGGUGGUCAAUUGGCCGUUUCUGGCGAUUUUGAUCACCUUGACGUUUUCGUCUUCUCGUAUCAGCUGCUCCACAAACCGGUUGUGGUAGCCGUUUCUGAACGCACCAGAGUCGUCGACCUGUGUGGACUCCAGUGUGGUGAACUCGACUCCGGUGCCGUAGAACAGGUUCUUGCCGUCUGCGGAAGACAGAUUAGAUCCGUUCAAAGAUGA